AUGGGCUUCGCAAUGCACAUGCCCGACGCGGCCUGCGCGUACCCGCUCAUUGCGCCCGACUGCGCGGCGCCGAUCGCAACCGUGACGCCGCGCUACCGGGUGCAGCAGCUCGCCUACCUCGGCGUCGGCUCUCUCCUCGUCCUCCUCGUCACGCUCAAGCUGGCGCUCGUAUUCGCCAAGCGCGAUCGAGGGCAAGCGACGCAACGACACAUAUUACUCUUGCUUCUUGGCGCGGCCGUCCUCCUUACGACCCGCGCCAUCGACCCGCUCGGCCUCAACAACGUGCUGCCGUACGUCCUUGUUGUGGGCAUGAGCGACGCGUGCACGGGCUGCCUCGAGACCGCCAUCAUCGUCAUGCUCAUGUUCUGGAUCCGCGUCAUGGAAGGCGACGUGCAAGAGUACUCGCCGCGCUUGCUUUGGGUCGGCGGCCUCUCGAUCGCCGCGGCGUGGGUCGCCAACGUCGUCUUUCCCAUUCUGCAAUGGUACUUUUGGGAUACCGGCGACUAUGUCCUGGAGCGCAUCAAGAUCUCGACGGCGCUGGUCAUUACGCUUGUCAUGACGACGACCGUGAGCAUUUAUGGCUGGAAGAUCCACCGCCGCCUCGAAGAUAUUCUUGACGCAGUGAGCCUCGAGGCGCCGAUCGAUGACUACGACUAUGUGCUCUCGACCAAGAACGUGCUCGGCCAAGGGGCGUCACCGACGUUGCCGCUGCCGCUGCCGCCGCCGUCUGUCCGGUCGUACCACGGCGCGUGCUGUCUUCGCUCCAAGAUGCUCGAGACGCUCGUGGGGUUGCAACUCGUCGCCGGUUUUAUCUUUGUCCUGCAGAUCUACACCAUCUUCCGCGUCGAGACGCAGAACGAGUCGGUCGUUGCGUGCGUCAUGACGGGCUGCACGCACGCCCACAUGAACAUGCCCAUCAUGCCAAUCGCGCAGGUGCUGGGCAUUUGUGCGGGCAUGUGGAUCUUCCGCCACGUCUAGUCGUCUUCUUGUCUGCGUCUACUACUAUGUAUGCUAAGUUAUCGUGUUUGUCAUGUCCCAA
Molecule: messenger RNA, 1039 nt
Organism: Saprolegnia parasitica CBS 223.65
Lineage: Eukaryota; Oomycota; Saprolegniomycetes; Saprolegniales; Saprolegniaceae
Exons: 6
Coding region: 1-978 (325 amino acids)
Source: RefSeq, a predicted model, not a curated record